UACUCAAUCGUAAAACUACAAGAUCCACUGGACGAUCAAAGAAACCACACGUUGGUCGUGAAAUCGUUUGCUUUCUUUCUCUUGUCUUCGAUAAUAAUGUUAACGUCUGUCCGCUGACUGGUAGCUCAGCAUGCUGUGUCUGGUAAGGGCAGCCAGGCAGCAGCUGUGCCAAGCCUUUUCGGUCAGGGGACAGUGGUUAAAAUGUGCUGCCCCAUGUACAGAUGCAGUCUCAGCUCAAAUGUACGGCAUUCGCUGGAGAGGUGACAAAAGUGAGCUGAAGAGACGAAUGAAAUCUGACAAGAAGGCGGCCGAGAAAGAAGCCAAGGUCAAAGAGCAAUUGGACCAAAAUAAAGAAUCCAAUGAACAAGGAGCUCAAAAUGCCUGUGGGUUGGAUGAGGAGACGCUUGACCCAAAUCAAUACUACAAGAUCCGCACCCAGGCCAUCCAGGAACUGAAGGGCACAGCAGAGGACCCGUACCCUCACAAGUAUCAUGUAGACUUGUCACUCACGGAGUUCAUCGAGAAAUACAGUCCUCUACAGCCUGGAGAUCAGCUGACGGAUGUUGUUCUCAAUGUGUCAGGCCGCGUCCAUGCCAAGAGGGCUUCUGGUGCCAAGUUAAUUUUCUACGACCUGCGGGGUGAAGGCGUCAAGUUGCAAGUCAUGGCGACCUCAAGAAAUUACAAGUCUGAGGACGCCUUUGUGGCCAUCAACAACAAACUGCGCCGCGGAGAUAUCAUCGGUGUCCGUGGUAACCCAGGGAAGACAAAAAAGGGGGAGUUGAGCAUCAUUCCCACGGAAAUGACGUUACUAUCGCCGUGUUUGCACAUGUUGCCCCACCUCCACUUUGGCCUCAAAGACAAGGAAACACGAUUCCGCCAACGCUACUUGGAUCUGAUUCUCAAUGACUACGUGAGGCAAAAGUUCAUAACGCGCUCCAAAAUCAUCACAUACCUGCGCAGUUUCCUGGACCAGAUGGGAUUUUUGGAGAUUGAGACACCAAUGAUGAACAUUAUUCCUGGUGGAGCAGUAGCCCGUCCAUUUGUUACUUACCACAAUGAGCUGGAUAUGAACCUGUACAUGAGGAUUGCACCUGAGCUCUACCACAAGAUGCUCGUGGUUGGAGGAAUGGACAGAGUGUAUGAGAUUGGUCGUCAGUUCAGGAAUGAAGGCAUCGAUCUUACUCACAAUCCAGAGUUCACCACCUGUGAAUUCUACAUGGCAUAUGCAGAUUACCAUGAUUUGAUGGAUAUCACAGAGAAACUACUCUCGGGAAUGGUGAAACACGUCACUGGAGGAUACAAGGUGACUUAUCACCCUGAUGGCCCGGAGGGACCGGCCCAGGAGAUUGACUUCACGCCACCUUUCAGAAGAGUGAGCAUGACACACGACCUAGAGAAGAUUAUGGGAGUGAAGUUCCCUCCUACUGACAGCUACGACAGUGAUGAGACACGUAAAUUCUUUGACGACCUGUGUGCACAGAAAGGAGUUGAUUGUCCUCCACCCAGAACCACUGCCCGCCUCCUUGACAAGAUGGUUGGAGAUUUCCUUGAAGUCACCUGUAUCAACCCCACAUUCAUCUGUGAACAUCCUCAAAUCAUGAGUCCCUUAGCGAAAUGGCACAGAUCACAGAAAGGCCUAACGGAGCGUUUUGAGCUCUUUGUGAUGAAGAAGGAAAUCUGCAAUGCGUACACUGAGUUGAAUGAUCCGGUUAGACAGAGGCAGCUUUUCGAGCAACAGUCCAAGGCCAAAGCAGAAGGUGAUGAUGAGGCCAUGUUCAUUGAUGAGACCUUCUGCACAGCUCUGGAAUAUGGACUGCCACCAACUGCCGGCUGGGGGAUGGGCAUUGAUCGUGUCGCCAUGUUCCUCACAGACUCCAACAACAUCAAGGAGGUGUUGCUCUUCCCAGCCAUGAAGCCUGACGACAACAAGACAGCAGCGCCCAAAGAGGGCACCUCCGUCUAAUGACAUGACCGCUCCUGCUACCAGAGCUGUGCAGGAGUCCAUAUGGAGUAGGAGCCUUUUCCUCACUGUCGUCAUCAGUGAGGCCUGCAGGAUUUUUGAUUUAUCAAUGUUGGUCUGUCAAAGGUUUGAUUGGUGUUGUCGUUAAGGGAAAUCAUCUUGUCUCUGUUACAUAGUCGACUGGUAAACAAUGACAAAUGCUUCUUUCUUUCCUUUUUGUAUUUCUUACACUUUUGCAAUCAUAUUUGCUGCGUCAUCCUCGAGUGAUUCUAAGGAUACGUUUUAACCCUCAUUGUCGUCCGGACGGUAAAUGGAUGGUAUUUGAUCAGGAAGUCAUGUGUGAUCAGUGUGUUGUAUGGAAACUUGGCUGAAAUUUUUUUUUAUAUACUUUUGAGAUAUUUCACAGGGUGCUUGAUUCUGUCAACCAAAUAGAGUAGAAGCACCACAUAAUCAAGCUCCAGCCCCUGUGCUCUCAGUAUAUUAAUCUGUUUUACCAGGUCUGCUUGUAUUCCAUGUUUAAGCCUUUUCAAGCUGGACUUCACAAAUUCAAUAUUCCUCUGCCAACAAGUUAAAACAGAGCCAUGUCAGAAUAAAGAAUGAAUCGACA
Cyclopterus lumpus (lumpfish) is the source of this 2567-nucleotide messenger RNA. It is a transcript of the gene kars1, whose product is annotated as lysyl-tRNA synthetase 1. The transcript is spliced from 15 exons. Gene Ontology annotation, cellular component: cytoplasm; cytosol; aminoacyl-tRNA synthetase multienzyme complex. The record is from RefSeq and is a predicted model, not a curated record. Gene Ontology annotation, biological process: lysyl-tRNA aminoacylation; basophil activation involved in immune response; positive regulation of macrophage activation. Gene Ontology annotation, molecular function: ATP binding; tRNA binding; lysine-tRNA ligase activity. The coding region runs from base 131 to 1963 and encodes 610 amino acids. Lineage: Eukaryota; Metazoa; Chordata; Actinopteri; Perciformes; Cyclopteridae.